This is a messenger RNA of Oldenlandia corymbosa var. corymbosa, 1668 nucleotides long. Lineage: Eukaryota; Viridiplantae; Streptophyta; Magnoliopsida; Gentianales; Rubiaceae. The record is from the annotation of a GenBank genome assembly.
AUGUCAUCCAUCAAAUCAUCAUACUCGAUCCCAACAGAGUGCAAGCACCUCCAAAAUUACAAGCUGAAACAUGGCCUUAAGGGCUACAAUUUGAUUCGGGAUUCUGUCAAAAUCGAUUCUUUUGGUAAAUCAGUGAUUGAUAAGUCUAAAUUACAAGUGCCCAGAUGCAGUUUUUGCUCUGGUUGCCAGGGUAGACUCUUUCUGUGUCUGAUCUGUUCUUCGAUGUCAUGUUCAUUGUCUCCUGAAUCAAAUCACACCCUUUUGCAUUCUCAGUCUUUCAGUGGGCACGAGAUUUAUGUGGAAUUGGAGAUGGCUGAGCUAUAUUGUAUGGUGUGUUCUGAUCAAGUGUACGAUCCUGAUUUUGAUAAGGCUGUAGUGUCUAAACAGGCCGUGGGAUUAGGAUUGUCCAGGAGGAAUGAAGAUGGUGAACUUAGGUUAAGUAAGAGGAAAAGAUUGAAUUUUGGUUUGGAUUUGGAGUUGAAGAGUAUCAAAAGGUUCAUUUCUUUGAGGGAUCAGUAUUCUAAAUCAUGUAUUCCGUUGGGUUUGAGGGGUUUGAACAAUUUGGGGAACACAUGUUUUAUGAAUUCUGUUUUGCAAGCAUUGCUUCAUGCUCCACCUUUGAGGAAUUACUUCCUUAGUGAUAGGCAUAAUCGAGCAAUGUGCAGGAAAAGAUCUUCGGAUCGUCGUUUGUGUUUACCUUGCGACGUUGAUGUUAUUUUCUCAGCUGUUUUUUCUGGUGAUCGGACACCAUAUAGUCCAGCUCAAUUUCUUUACAGUUGGUGGCAGCAUUCAGAAAACCUUGCUAAUUACGAGCAGCAUGAUGCCCACGAAUUUUUUAUCUCUAUGUUGGAUAGGAUCCAUGAGACGGAGGGCAAGGCAGGCCAUGUUAUUAGAGAUAAUGGGGAUUGCCCUUGUAUUAUCCAUAGAGCUUUUUCAGGCCUGCUGAGAUCUGAUGUGACCUGUACAUCAUGUGGGUUCACUUCCUCAACUUACGAUCCAUGUGUGGAUAUUUCUCUGGAUUUAGAUACAAGCACUUCAGGUAGAGAUCCUGGUAAGCUAAGUAAGCUGAAUGAGAGCAUAGGUACAUCGACUCUUGUAGGCUGCUUGGACCUCUUUACGAGACCUGAGAAGCUGGGAUCAUGCCAGAAAUUGUACUGUGAAAAUUGUCAAGAGAAACAGGACAGUUUGAAACAACUGUCCAUAAAAAAGCUACCUGUAGUAUUAUGUUUGCACAUAAAACGUUUUGCGCAUUCCCCAGUUAAAAAGUUGUCCAGAAAAAUUGAUGCUCAUUUGGAGUUUCCUUUCUCCUUAGAUAUGAAACCAUAUUUGUCAUCUUCAAUUGUCCGAAGAAGACUUGGAAACAGAAUGUUUGCAUUCCAGGAUGAUGACAUAGAUAUUAACACAGAAUUUGAGGUUUUUGCUGUGGUAACUCAUUCAGGGAUGUUAGAAUCUGGUCAUUAUGUUACCUAUCUGCGCUUGCAGAACCAAUGGUUUAAGUGUGAUGAUGCUUGGAUUACUAAAGUUAAUGAAGAGGUAGUUAGAGCAUCACAGUGCUAUCUAGUUUAUUAUGUGCAAAAAGUGCUAUACCACAAAGGAAGUGAGGACGUGAGUUGCCAGCCACUGUCAUCCCAUGCUGAUGCAUUUGUUCCCAUUGCUGGUUGUUGCUAG